GCAGGGCGGCCACUGGAGGAGAGCAGGUUGCCGCUCUCGCAAGCUUUGGAGGCAGAGCCGCCGCAAUGUUCCGGAUCGAGGGUCUCGCGCCGAAGUUGGACCCGGAGGAGAUGAAGCGGAAGAUGCGUGAGGAUGUGGUCUCCUCCAUUCGGAACUUCCUCAUCUACGUGGCCCUGCUGCGAGUCACUCCAUAUAUCUUAAAGAAGCUGGAUAGCAUAUGAGGAUUGGGAGUCACAUGGAUGCAUGGCAUGAAGAACCUGGUGACGGUUUCUCCUCCUGUCUGCAGAUGAAUUGGCCCAGAAAGGUGUAAGACUGAUUAAACGGACAUAAAAACUACUUGUGGAGAACAAGUUGGGCUUUGAGAACUGACCUCCAUAGCUGCAAUAUAAAACUAUUUGGGAAGUA
This is a messenger RNA of Arvicanthis niloticus (Nile rat), 405 nucleotides long. RefSeq names its product translocase of outer mitochondrial membrane 5 (gene Tomm5). Gene Ontology annotation, cellular component: mitochondrial outer membrane translocase complex. The record is from RefSeq and is a predicted model, not a curated record. Lineage: Eukaryota; Metazoa; Chordata; Mammalia; Rodentia; Muridae.